UCGAAUGCAUCAUCCAGACAAGGUGCCGGAGGCCGAAAAGCUGGCCGCCGAGGAGCGGUUCAAGCGUCUGUCAGAGGCGCACGACCUGCUGGCAGAUCCCGAGCGUCGCGAGCUCUACGACCGCUUCGGCAUCCAGGACCCCAAUGUCUUGGCGCAGGACCAGUGGGACAUGGGGGAGGCGGGCAUGCACGGCUUUGAGAACUUUGAGGAGAUCCUCAAGGAGUUCUUCCAAAAUGCCGGAGGAGCACCUCCGGAGCCUGAGCGGCUUGGAAGCCAAGCACCUGAGGACUUGCAGGACGUUUGGGAGGGCAUUUUGGGCUUCACCCUCCUUAGCUUGGGUGCUGCCUCCUUGGCUUGUGUAGCCUGGCUGGUUCGGCGGCCGCCCUUGUCGGGCGUGUUGUCCUGGUGUUGGUGGAGGUGCCGCUUCCUGCUCUUUGACCUCGGCUUUGGAUAG
Molecule: messenger RNA, 454 nt
Organism: Durusdinium trenchii
Lineage: Eukaryota; Dinophyceae; Suessiales; Symbiodiniaceae
Source: the annotation of a GenBank genome assembly